Linum tenue is the source of this 2407-nucleotide messenger RNA. NCBI's taxonomy places the organism in Eukaryota, Viridiplantae, Streptophyta, Magnoliopsida, Malpighiales, Linaceae. The record is from the annotation of a GenBank genome assembly.
CACCGCACGUCGCCGCAUCAUGCUUGCAAAUCACGAAAAAUAUAUUAAAAAGGAAUCGAAAUGAAAACGGAGAAUAAGAAGAGUCGGAUUGGUAAAUUGCAAUUUGCAGAGAGGAGUCAGCUUGAGAAGACCAGCGCAUCCCCGUUCCAGCUUUGCCCGACUUAUUCCAUCCCCAAGAAACCCAACUUCUUCCGACCCAAUCCCCUCGCCUCUCUCGAUUGAUUCUCUCCAAUUCGGAUUCCACCUGAUCGGAAGAAGGAAACUUCCAUGGCAAACAGCAAUCUUCCUCGAAGAAUUAUCAAGGAGACUCAGCGGCUCCUCAGCGAACCAGCUCCAGGAAUUAGUGCUUCUCCUUCAGAAGAUAACAUGCGAUACUUCAAUGUAAUGAUUCUUGGCCCAACACAAUCUCCUUAUGAAGGUGGUGUCUUCAAGUUGGAAUUGUUUUUACCUGAGGAAUAUCCCAUGGCGCCUCCCAAGGUUCGCUUCUUGACCAAAAUUUAUCACCCUAACAUUGAUAAGCUUGGAAGGAUUUGCCUUGAUAUUCUGAAGGAUAAAUGGAGUCCAGCACUCCAAAUUCGAACGGUUCUGCUGAGCAUCCAAGCUCUCUUGAGUGCUCCUAAUCCUGAUGAUCCGCUUUCUGAGAACAUUGCCAAGCACUGGAAGACAAAUGAAGUUGAAGCUGUUGAAACAGGUACUGCUCGUGAUUGCUUUUAGUUCUCUAUUUUCAUUCAGGUAGCGUCCUUUUAUGCUGAAGCUCUUUUCCAAUUUCGAGCUCACUGAGGAAAAAACCGAGUGAAACAGCCCUACUAAGAUAACAUUGUGAGCAAGAACCUGGAAUGCCCCUAGCCGGGAGCUGCUACUUUGUGUGACAAUGAAGGCUGUACUGAGCGAAACUAAAAUUGGGCUCUCUAGCUGUUGUGCAAGUAAAAACAAACGUUUUACUUCCAUUCUCACUGUGCAUACCACUGUUGAACUGUUUUGCAGCUAAAGAAUGGACCCGUUUGUAUGCAAGUGGAGCAUGAGGGAAUGAAGCUUGAGCCAUCCAGAUGACUUUGCUAUUACAUUUGGUUGAAUGAAUUUGAAAUGUAGUCUGUUGGUACCUAAAUUGGAAACUGGGAUGCUUAAAAUGUAUGCACUGAACACCAUCAGAUGCAUGAAUCCUUUUAGACUUUCAAGUACCGGAAUUGUAACAGUACUAUGUUCUUAAGUAUACUGGGCAGCCUUUGAGACCUGUAUCAUAGCAUCAUCGUAGAUUACGACGAUGAUGCCCCCUUAACAUGUGAUGCCUCCAAAUCGUGCCAAGUCUCUUUUCAAGAACUGUUUGUUGUCCUAAUACUUUCCCAUCUUUGUUCAAUGCAAUCCAAUCCAUCCACCCAGAAAAAUACAGGGUAAUCAAAGUCAACCAAAUAAGGGUGGAGUAGAGAUGUUUUUGGGGCCUCGAAUUGCAGGACCCUGGUCUGUCAAAUCAACUCAAAUACAGAAACAAGAAAUAAUAAAGUAACAUGGUAAUAUGAUCCUAAUACCCUUGCUACUUCGGCACUGCUACGAUUGAAAUAGUUUCAAAGCGUCCUCUUGCGAGCAGCGGAUGUUUGCUUCUUCUUUGAUUCAGCGGCGGGUGCGGUGGAGAGAUGAUGAGCAGGCAGACGCCGUGGUAUCUCAUCUAAACUCUUCCUCUUGCGGGUAGCAGUAGCAGUAGCAGCAGCAGAUUGCACCUCCGAUUCAGCUGGUCUGGAGAUCUCAGACGCAGUAGGCGACUUAGACGCCGCACCAAGGCAAACGGAGCUCUUAGCAGCAGCGGCCGAUUGUUUCUUCGAUUCUGCCACUCCGGUGGCGGAGAGAUGGGCAGGGAAGUCGCCAUUGGAGUUGAGUGUUCGGGCGGGUACAGUUGAAACGGAUUGAGGACGAGAGUCGGCCGGUCCUGUUGAAGCGCUGCCUCCUUUGGAAGAGUGGAAGGUUUGGAUAGAGGUGACGCGGCAUUCUUGCCAGUUCAACUUGUCGAGGUCGUCGACUAAAUCUUCCAGAGUGAUGGACACGGACGGGAAUAUCCCAGAGCCGUGGUGUAUGGUGGAGCGGGAGAGGUCCAUCAGAUCCAGUUCCUCCAAUGCUUCGGUGAGAUUUUUCUUGGGAUUUUCUGUUACUUUCCUGAAACCGUGCAAGCUAAUGAUCUGGUUGAGAUCAGGGACAGGGAGAACGAUUCGGGGAUGGGAGAGGAGGAACUCCAUGUAUCGCUCCAGAGAAAUCUUCUUCCGCGAGGCAUUCUUAGCGCUCCGCAUCUCCUUUCCUUUCCUUUCCUUGGCUUGGUAGCUGCUACUGAUGGCUUUCAAAUUUUCGCUCGCUGUUUCCUCUCUCUUACUUCUCCUUCUCGACUGUUCCCUUUGAAGCUAAUUUAUAGGAAAAUUCAAAUCUC